AUGAGUUAAGGGUAAAAAAAAAAAGAGGUUGAAUUGCCAACUUCAUUAAAGAAUCUUAGGUUCGUUUAGGAUGUAAUAGAUGGUGAAUUCGAAAAAAAGCCAGAAGCUUCGAAAGAAAAAUCAACUUUUACAGAAGAUAUUAACAAAAAAGAAUGGUCGAUGCAAUAAAUGAUUGAAAAUUUAGUUUAAAAGCAACAACAAUCCUCAAAUUAAUAAAACAAAAACCCUUUAAUUAUAUCCUCAAAAACUUCAUAAAAUAAAAUAUUAUUUGGUAGCAAUAACCAAGAUAAGAAUGAAGAUUUUUCUCGCUAUAUUCCUACUUCUGAAAAAAAAUGA
Tetrahymena thermophila SB210 is the source of this 336-nucleotide messenger RNA. RefSeq lists its product as hypothetical. NCBI's taxonomy places the organism in Eukaryota, Ciliophora, Oligohymenophorea, Hymenostomatida, Tetrahymenidae. The transcript has a single exon. The record is from RefSeq and is a predicted model, not a curated record.